AUGGCAAUGCUAAUGGCAGUAAGAGCAACUGUUUUAAUGUUGAAAUGGCUGGUGUUAAGACUGAUGUGUCUAGCGGAUCUAGAGUUUGAUUAUAUCAACCCUUAUGACUCUUCAAACCGGAUAAACAGAGUGAUUCUGCCUGAGUAUAUUGCAGAAGGAGUUCUAGGUGCCUUCUUUCUUCUAACAGGGCAUUGGUGCAUGUCACUGUUUUGUGGUCCAUACCUCUACUAUAAUGUGAAACUGUAUAUGAGAAAGCAGCACCUGGUAGAUGUUACUGAGAUAUUCAAUAUGCUUCACAAAGAAAAGAAGAUCCGGCUUUUCAAACUCUUCUAUCUUGUUUUCCUCCUGUUUCUCUCGAUAUUCUGGUACGCGGCUCAGAAAGUUGCACUUCUUCUUUCAACUGUUCUUUUUCUGGACAACGGCUGCCUUAACGGAUUGUCUGAAUGGUUGCCACUAAUUGCUGCUCCUUAUCAAGAUUAUUGCCACCAAAUUAUGGCUGAUGUAGUUUGUGGGAGAUGGGUCAAGGGUUGUAUGAUUGUGUGGGAUGAUUGGCAGGUUCAAGCAAAUCUAAACUCGUGGGAUAAUAUUACGUGA
Molecule: messenger RNA, 594 nt
Organism: Prunus armeniaca (apricot)
Lineage: Eukaryota; Viridiplantae; Streptophyta; Magnoliopsida; Rosales; Rosaceae
Source: the annotation of a GenBank genome assembly